Messenger RNA from Cygnus atratus (black swan), 1129 nucleotides. Its product is annotated as ADP-ribosylation factor-like protein 13B. Lineage: Eukaryota; Metazoa; Chordata; Aves; Anseriformes; Anatidae. The record is from RefSeq and is a predicted model, not a curated record. Gene Ontology annotation, biological process: receptor localization to non-motile cilium; non-motile cilium assembly. Gene Ontology annotation, cellular component: non-motile cilium; ciliary membrane. The coding region runs from base 92 to 1129 and encodes 345 amino acids. The transcript is spliced from 7 exons. Gene Ontology annotation, molecular function: GTPase activity; GTP binding.
AGAAGUGAAGCUGCUGGCCUGGGGCACGGGGUGCUGGCUGUGCUCUGAGUAUCCUUGCGAGUGGGAGCAGGGAUGGGGCCCGGGGAAGAGGAUGAGCGUGGUGGGGAUGCUCCCACAUCUGGCCUCUUCCCUCUCCCCACGCACAGCCCUGGCCUGCGAGGUGCUGCCCACGGCACAGCCCGGCCAGACCCGCCUGCGGGUGGACAGGUUCGAGGUGACGCUGGUGGACCUGCCCGGGGGCCAGCGCUUCCGCAGCGCCUGGCGCAGCCACUACGGCACGGCCCACGGGCUCCUCUUCGUGCUGGACUCCGGUGACCUGGCGCGGAUGGAGGAGGCCCGCAAGGCUCUGAGCCGCGUCCUGAGUCACCCUGAUGUCUCUGGAAAGCCCCUCUUACUGCUGGCGAACAAGCAGGACGUGGCGGCCGCCCUGCUGCCCUGCGAGCUGAUCGAGCGCCUGGCGCUGGAGCGGCUGGUCAACGAGAACCGCUCGCCCUGCCGCAUCGAGCCGUGUGCGGCCGCCGGCCCGGCCCGCAGCACCCUGCAGGGGCUGCGCUGGCUCCUGCGUGCCGCUGCCGAGCGCUCCCCGCUGCUCCCUGCCACCCGCUCCCCGAUGGCCGACCCCAGCCCCCGGACAGCCCGCGGCCGCCUGCCCGCCCGCAGGGACCCCCCGGCCCGAGGGGAGGACGACCAGGACGGCGUGGGGAAGAUGGGGGAGCACCGGGCCACCCGCCGCCUCCUCCCCCAGGAGGAGAGCGCAAAGGGUCCCGGGAGGAGGAAGAGGAAGGUGAAGGUGAGGAAGAAGGGCCCGGGGCAGCCGAGCCUGGCCGAGGAACCGGACAGAGCAGGAGGAGGGGGUGACAGCCGAGCCAGCUCUGCUGUGGGGCUGCUGGCCCCCAACAGGGUCGGGCAGGAGGAGCCUCUGCCCCCCGGGAUGGCUGCCCCCCACCCAGCACAGGGCAUGAAAAAGAAAAAGAAGAAGAAAAUUAAGAAUAAAAUCAAGUCGCAGGAGCCUGCCGCGGAGCAGCAGCGGGAGGAGGUCUCGAGCACCUUUGACUUGUACCGCCGGGCGAUGCUGGCUCUCAAGAUACGGCAGGAGCAGAGGAAGCAGCCGUCUGCCAUCGCCCCCUGA